AUGGCGAGCACAGCGAUUCGAUUCGUCGCAGGAACCAAGAAGUCUCCCCUUGGAACCCUGUAUAUGCAAUGCCACGUCAAGCCGGGUGCAUCUCGAGUUCGCGAGGGCGUCACGGCCGUGACCGACGCGACCGUCGAGCUGUGCGUCUCAGCACAGGCCCGAGAAGGCGAGGCGAACAAGGCAGUUGUGAAGCUGCUUAGUGAGGUCCUAGGACUUCCAAAGUCUGACCUGACCAUCACUCAGGGGCUGAAGUCAAGAGACAAGACGGUCGCCGUUGGCAACGUCAAGGAUGGCGAUGGAUUCAUUGCGAUGAUCCGAGAGAGACUUGCCAAAGCUGCUGAGGAUGACUGA
Molecule: messenger RNA, 351 nt
Organism: Colletotrichum chrysophilum
Lineage: Eukaryota; Fungi; Ascomycota; Sordariomycetes; Glomerellales; Glomerellaceae
Exons: 2
Coding region: 1-351 (116 amino acids)
Cellular component (GO): cytoplasm
Source: RefSeq, a predicted model, not a curated record